This is a messenger RNA of Sinocyclocheilus grahami, 2153 nucleotides long. RefSeq names its product B-cell receptor CD22-like. NCBI's taxonomy places the organism in Eukaryota, Metazoa, Chordata, Actinopteri, Cypriniformes, Cyprinidae. The transcript has 10 exons. The coding region runs from base 112 to 1860 and encodes 582 amino acids. The record is from RefSeq and is a predicted model, not a curated record.
UUCACUACAAACAGAGGAACAUGGACGGGGAUUCCUGGAGCUCGGCUGGAUGUCACAGAUCUGCAGGUGGAGACACAGCAGAGUGUGAAAGAGGGAGAUUCAGUCCGUCUGAUGUGUAAAAGCAGCUGCUCUCUGCCUCAACAAACAACAUUCAUCUGGUACAGAAACACACAGAGAUUAAGUACAGGAAUCAUCACAGUGAAUCAGCUUCAGCUGCGGUCAGUCAGUCGUCAUGAUGCAGGAAACUAUCAGUGUGCUGUUUCAGGAUAUCAACGUCUGAAGUCUCCACCUGUUUAUCUUCAAGUAGGGUGGGUUGAUGGUCUGCUGGAUUGGGGAGUGAAUUAUAGCCCUUCAUAUGUUUGUGCAUUAAAGGGAUCAACAGUGACAUUAUCCUGUACUUCAACAUAUACUGGGUAUUAUAAGCUCACAACAGCCUUCUGGACCAAAACUGCUGUAACUGAUGGAGAUCCACCGAACCUGUGUUCAGACCCAGAAAAGAGAGGAAGAGUUCAGUGUGUCAGUGAAUAUAAAGACACUUACAGUAUCACUUUGACGAGUGUAACAGAAGCUGAUAAACACAUCUACUACUGCAGAUUUAGAGAUGCACAGAAUAAACAAUGGACAGUGAUUCCUGGAGCUCAGCUUGAUGUCACAGAUCUGCAGGUGGAGACACAGAAGAGUGUGAAAGCGGGAGAUUCAGUCCUUCUGAUCUGUAAAAGCAGCUGCUCUCUGCCUCAACAAACAACAUUCAUCUGGUACAGAAACACACAGAGAUUAAGUACAGGAAUCAUCACAGUGAAUCAGCUUCAGCUGCGGUCAGUCAGUCGUCAUGAUGCAGGAAACUAUCAGUGUGCUGUUUCAGGAUAUCAACGUCUGAAGUCUCCACCUGUUUAUCUUCAAGUACGAUAUCCUCCACAGAGCGUCUCAGUGUCCGUCAGUCCAUCUGGUGAAAUAGUGGAGGGAGAUUCAGUGACUCUGAGCUGCAGCAGUGACUCAAACCCUCCUGCUCUGAACUUCAGCUGGUUUAAAGGAGAAACAUUUCUGAAAUCUGGUGACACCUACAGCAUCACUAACAUUACAUCUGAAGCCAGUGGAAACUUUUAUUGCUUUGCUAGAAAUGAACAUGGAGCUAAUGGCUCUGCUGCUGUGACUGUGAAUGUCAUGUAUCCUCCAAAGAGCGUCUCGGUGUCCAUCAGUGCGUCUGGUGAAAUAGUGGAGGGAGAUUCAGUGACUCUGAGCUGCAGCAGUGAUUCAAACCCUCCUGCUCUGAACUUCAGCUGGUUUAAGGAGAAUCAAAGCUCAGCUGUUGGAUCUGGACAGAGUUUCAGCAUCUCCAGCUUUAACUCCAGUCACAGCGGACACUACUGUUGUGAGGCUCAGAAUAAACAUGGAUCUCAGAGAUCAGCAUCUGUUUCAGUCUCUGUUGAAGGUGUUCAGAGGGCUGCUCUGCACACAGUUACUGGGAUUGUGGUGGGAUGUGGAGGAUUGAUCAUCAUCAUCAUCAGUGUGUUUAUUAAGAAGAAAAGGAGAGACGGUGGAGCUGAAGUUGUCAGACAAAAUCAGCAGGAUGAUCGUGUGGGCAGAUUAGCAGAAACGGCUCCAACCAAUGACGUUCCAGUGUAUUCACUAGUAUCAGCCAAUCAGAGGGAUGAUCUGUAUGGCAACAUUAAAGUGAAGAAACCCAAACGCUCUGGGAGAGAACAAACAGAAAAAGACUCUGGAGAUGCUGAAGAGAUUCAGUAUGCCAGUGUCCAUCACUUCAAGAACAAAGACAUGAACAAGACUGAAGAGACUACUGAGAUGCAGCAUCUAUCUGAUGCCAAUAGAUCUGAGGACGUGAUCUACAGCUCAGUCAAAUGAAGAACAUGUGGUCGAUCCGCAUCCUAUUGAUGCUCAUGGGAGACCUGGAUUUGAGUCCAUCCCACGUCAUGUUCCAGCUCCCUCUCCGCUUGAUUUCAUCCAUUUACAUAUUUAUGGGACUGUUCUGCUGUUUGGACAUUAAUGGCUUUCAGCUUAAAAUCGCAUCUUAAUUGUGAAUAUCACACACACUGCCUUCACUCGACACUCACACAUGGACGCCACUCAGACCUGUAAUAGCUCUUUAGCUCUCGCUUUGUAAUGUCAAUGUGGAACCAAUGUUUUCUUUUGUGUGU